This is a messenger RNA of Pocillopora damicornis (cauliflower coral), 1202 nucleotides long. Its product is annotated as calbindin. Lineage: Eukaryota; Metazoa; Cnidaria; Anthozoa; Scleractinia; Pocilloporidae. Gene Ontology annotation, biological process: regulation of cytosolic calcium ion concentration. The record is from RefSeq and is a predicted model, not a curated record. Gene Ontology annotation, molecular function: calcium ion binding. Gene Ontology annotation, cellular component: nucleus; synapse; neuron projection.
CAGCUUAAUUUAUGCAACUUGGUUUUAAGACGCUAACGGCUGGUGUUUACCAUUCAUUUUAACCAGUUUCUGGAAAGAUGGCCGAUCAAAGUUCUCCGGGGCCAUUUGUGAAGAGUUUUCAAGGAAAGUCAGAGAUUACUUCCGCUGAUUUCCUGAAGAUUUUCAAGAAAUUUGAUACAGACGAAAAUGGUUUCAUCGAUGCUGGUGAACUGGAUGACUUCCUCGUUGCUCUGGCGAAGGAAAACAAAGGGGGCAAUCCAGACGCGAAUGAAAUUGCACAGAUGAAGAAGACAAUUCUUGAGAAAUACGAUGAUAAUUUUGAUGGCAAACUUGAUCUGGAAGAACUAGCUAAUAUCCUGCCCACCGAGGAAAAUUUCUUGGCCAAGUUCCAACACGCGAACACCUUAACUACUGUUGACUUUUUCAAGGUGUGGAACCAUUAUGACCAGGAUCACUCAGGAUUCAUCGAGAGUGACGAGUUGGAGGGAUUCUUAACAGAUCUACUUGGCAGAGAUGGACAAUCACUGAAUCCUCAAAGAAUCACUGAUUAUCAAAAGGCCAUGUUGGAUUUGUUUGACAAAAAUAAAGACGGAAAGCUGUCGUUACCGGAAAUGUCAAAGAUACUUCCUGUUGAAGUCAACUUUCUGCUGAAGUUUGGCCGGGAUGACAUGACUGAAGCAAAGUUUAACGAGAUAUGGUCCAAGUAUGAUCAGGAUGGCAACGGCUUCAUCGCUGACGAGGAGUUGGAGGCUCUCCUUUAUGACAUUCUCGAUAAGGACCAGAAGGACAUGGAGGACCCACGUUGUCUCAAAGGUUACAAGAACAGCAUAAUGGACAGUUUUGACCAGAACAAAGAUGGAAAACUCGGAAAGGACGAGCUAAAAAUGAUGUUAUUGGCAUGAGCAGUUAGUGAUCUAUGAAAAAAUUUCAAUUCCAAUUCAAGUCGAGUAAAUGUGAUAGGUAGUAUUUUUUCUUCUCAGCCAGCAAUAUUUAUGGCUCAGUUCUGAAAUUGUUUUUGUCUUUUUUAGCAUGACGAAUUUGCUUCCUCCUAACCUGAAUUAGUUAUGAAUUUGUUCUUAUUACAAAAGGUCAUUCCCAGGAGAGUGACAAGAGACUGUUUACUCAGUGUUCCUGGUAAGAAAACUACGCGCCGAUCAAUUCGAAGCUUCAACAUCCCCCUGGGCAACCCAUAGGCAUUUUGA